AGAAGGAUGUGGUCAUGGCCUUUAGUAAGAGUACUGGUAGAGCAUGGUCUGUAAGCAAAUGCUCUCAUGCUCUACAGAGCAACCUGGACUGAAGCAAUGCUGCUGAUCUGUUUGCUGGGCUUCAGAAGUUGCUUGAAACAAUCUUAGACCUGCAGGUUGUUCCUUCAGGAAACUUCCGAAGGACAGAGGACAUUUCUUCAGAAGACUUGAAAGGAGCAAAUGUGGCAUCUGUAUCUUAAGGAGGAAGAAAAGGAGGAAUUAGGAAAUGGUAGAUCACUAAGCCUGGCUUCAGUAUUUGGCACAAUACUGGAAUUGCCCACCAAAGAAUCUAAUUUUGAGCACCGAGAAGACAAAGCAGUGGGGAGAAAUGACAAACAGAAGCAGAGAAUGCAAUUUUACUGACAUCGACAGAUUAGCAAAGACCUUGCAGUUGGGAAUCUCCAUCCCCACCUUCAUUCUUGGGCUGGUUCUCAAUGCCCUCGCACUCUCUGUGUUCUGCUGCUUUUGGAAGAAACAGACCAAAGCCUCAGUUUACAUGAUCAACCUCGCACUUGCGGAUGUCUUGCUGCUUCUCUCGCUCCCACUCAAGCUGUACUACUCUAUCACAGAUGCCCCUGGACUCCUGUGCUCAUUCAUAGAAUCUCUGUAUUUCGUCAACACGUAUGGCAGUAUCUUCAUCAUUGUGUGCAUUACUGUUGACAGAUAUAUCUGCAUAAGGUACCCAUUUGAAGGUCGAGCUAACCGGUCCUGCAAAUGGGCUAUCUUGAUCUGCUGUUUCAUCUGGGCAGUAACUUGGCUUUGCAGCAGCCCAAUAUAUAUGUUUCACAAGAAAGAUUAUUUUAAAUGCUUUAACAACAUGUCAGACAAGGCGUGGAGCACCCCUAUCAUUGUUUCUGUGGAAAUCUUUGGAUUUCUGAUCCCACUCGCAGUGAUGGUUUUCUGCUCUGCCCAAAACAUCUGGAUUCUUCUGAAUCACAAAAGUCAAGCUAAAAAGAAGGCAGAAGGCAGUGGCUCCUUACGAGUCAUUAUCAUCAACCUCGUGGUGUUUUUGGUGUGCUUCACACCCUUCCACAUUGCGAUCUGUCUACAGUGCCUGGUAAGACAGCAAAUGAUAGUGGACUGCAGUCUGAAACAAAAAAUCAGCCUCUUCAUUCAGGUGUCAAUGACAUUAGCCAAUCUGAACUGCUGCCUGGAUGCCAUCUUUUAUUACUUUGCUGCAAAAGAAUUCCGUGAGAAAACACACUUGAAAAAGGUCACUGAACUAUGUCCUGCCUUUAAGCCUUGUGGCUCAUGAUGGGUCUGCCUGUGGCGGAAGAUCACCUCUUCCUCUGCUCCCACUUGCCUCACAGGAUGCUGAUAGCAUUAUUCCUGACGUAGCAGUAGGAUCAGCUUGGCUGUAGCAGGCAGGGUGCAGAAGGGAGAAGGACAUUAUUUUUCCAGCAAAUGCGAACCUAUUCCAUAUUUUUCUUCCCUUUAAACAUGAAAGAAGAAAAAUGUUGGAAAGAACAACCAGCAUUUGCAAAGUGAUGGCGUGACACCAAAAGAAGCAUUAGCCUUGUCAGUAUCACUAAAUGUGAAAGGCUUGCCAGAGGAAAACUACCUAAAUCACUGGAGUGCUACCUAAAAUCAGCCUUUGUCAUUGCUGCACCAGUUUUCCUUUUGCCAGCGUGAUCAGAAAGUUGUUGCUAAGGGCCAAAUGCAGAAAUCAUUCUUCAAAACCUUCUUUCCAACUUAGGAGGCAUUUGAGAGUUAAAAGACAGUAUUCUAGGCAAAAGCUUGUCUCUGCUCAUUCCUUCUGUAAGGCUUACAGAAGGUCACUGUUGGAGCUCAUUUGCUUUGAACAGCUUGGCCAGCCUGUGAUAACAGUGACUCCUCCCUACUGUAAACAUUAUACACUGGCUGGGGCCACUACACAGAACAGCAGCCCCUGCUCUUUCAUGAAGCACAGUAUAUAACCCCAAUGGAGUAUCCUGGGUACCAGCAGUUCCUUGAGCAACAAACAUUUCUGUCUCUAUGCUGAGGAAUCAUGAAAUUAAUGAAAUUAUUAUUCCAUAUUAAGGGAAUAAUUGUCCUGCAAUUUUAAAACUGGUUUUGCACAUGAAAACCAAAAGAACCCCUUCAAAUCUGGCAUUUAGUGAAAAACUGUAUGUGAUGAACUCUAUUUUUCACAUCACUUUAUUUCUAUGAAAGAUAUAACAUUGCAAAUAUAUGGAACUCUUCUGCCUGUCUUUUCUUUCUUGCUUGGAGGAAGAGAAUUAGGGAAGCAAGCCCUGCAGCACAGAAAAGUAGGGAGCGCCCAUCUGACGUACUCCUUGCUCCAGCAGGGAGACUGGACCAGCUCUAUCCACCUCACUUCUUAGAGAAGUCCUAGCCUGUAUUGUACACUUCACGAAGAGGUUCAACCCUUCUCAGUCAGCACCUCUGCUAUGUCACCACCCUCAGUCCAUUUGCAAGUUUGUCUCUGAGUCUAAACCAAAGGUUUCCUUGUUGCAACUUCAGCCUACCAUUUCUUAUACCACUAUGUCAGCACAGUUCAUGCUUCCAGCAAAAACCACUUUCACAUAAAGAAAUUAAUUUCUGUGCCACUUAAAACCAGCUGUAAAAAUGGUCUAAGAUUUGUUCUGGGGCAGACGUGCCCUUUAUUCAAAAUGGGAUAAGAAAUUACUGUCUUAUUUGAAGAAAUUAAAAGAAGAGGGGACAAUUUUGAAAAUAUGAUUUGCUGUUAAUUGAUUUCCAUAGAGUGAUUGAUAAUGCAAGUGGGUGGCUACACAUGUCUAAUAUUGGGUUAUGGGUGUUUUAAAACUUGUUAGUACUAAAACUGCAACCACAGCUGGGGCACACAAGGAGCUUAGAGGCAAAGAAAGGUUUUUAUCAUUAUCUUUACCAUUACCUGCAGAGGGGCCAUGGGAAGAGUUUUUCAAAAUAGUAGGUUUUCAAAACAUUAUUUGCUACUGCCUUGAUCACUCAGAAACUUGCAGACUUUUAAGUAUGAGUUAGCCUUUCCUCUUUGCACCUUUCAUUUUAAUUUGCCUAAGAAAUUUGUGAGAAAGGACAUGUUCUACUAAAUAAACUGUGUAUAUGAAGCAUAUGAUUUGAAAAUACAUUUUAAUUCCCCAAUCUGACAGCAGCGUAUGACUCCUAUCUACCUACUUAAUCAUAAACUUCUACAUUUUCUCCCUAAUAUAGCUCCAAGAUUUAGUUGGAGAAUUUCCUUCCCAGGAACUACUUCAGAUUUGUAACUAUGGCAACCAAGAACAACUGAAUAAAGAGCAAAAACAGAAACAGGAAAGAUGACCACACCCAGAAGUCUGGACAAUUUAAUAAGUCUUCGUAGCACUUCUCCAUAAAUUCUUAACAAUCCCCCGCUAACCAACCUACAAUCUUUCCUCCAAAAUGCUCUGAGCUCUCACUUUUAUGAUGAGCCAACUACCUCAAAACUGACAUUACCAUCAGUGCAAUCUGUGCCUCUGCAAAACCACA
Messenger RNA from Cuculus canorus (common cuckoo), 3480 nucleotides. It is a transcript of the gene GPR55, whose product is annotated as G protein-coupled receptor 55. The coding region runs from base 368 to 1294 and encodes 308 amino acids. NCBI's taxonomy places the organism in Eukaryota, Metazoa, Chordata, Aves, Cuculiformes, Cuculidae. Gene Ontology annotation, cellular component: membrane. The record is from RefSeq and is a predicted model, not a curated record. Gene Ontology annotation, molecular function: G protein-coupled receptor activity. The transcript is spliced from 3 exons. Gene Ontology annotation, biological process: positive regulation of Rho protein signal transduction; phospholipase C-activating G protein-coupled receptor signaling pathway.